Messenger RNA from Echinops telfairi (small Madagascar hedgehog), 8262 nucleotides. It is a transcript of the gene ZMAT3, whose product is annotated as zinc finger matrin-type 3. The record is from RefSeq and is a predicted model, not a curated record. Gene Ontology annotation, molecular function: zinc ion binding; nucleic acid binding. The coding region runs from base 89 to 955 and encodes 288 amino acids. Lineage: Eukaryota; Metazoa; Chordata; Mammalia; Afrosoricida; Tenrecidae. The transcript is spliced from 6 exons.
UCCAUCUUCCGAGAGGGCAUCCUUCCGGGGCUUGAGAUCUGAGCACUUCUCAUUGUGCACUGGAUUAUGCCCAAGGCGUUCCAACCUAAUGAUCCUCUUGCAACACUCCGGGCCUCCUACACCUACGCGACCCUCAUCGUCUCUUCCUAUGUCAGUGGCCACCAGGUCGACAGGAACCUUGCAGCUUCCGCCACAGAAGAGUUUUGGGCAGGAGGCUUCCUUGGCUCUGCCGGGGGAAGCAGAGUUACCGAAGGGAGGGGAUCCAGACUCUGCCCUGGAGGAGCUCUGUAAGCCCCUGUACUGCAAGCUCUGCAAUGUCACCUUGAACUCCGCACAGCAAGCCCAGGCGCACUAUCAGGGUAAAAAUCAUGGUAAGAAGCUCCGAAAUUACUAUGCAGCGAACAGUUGCCCGCCUCCUGCCAGAAUGAGCAGUGCCGUGGAGUCCUCGGCUACUCCAGUUGUGUCAGUCCCUGCGCAGAUGGGCUCCUUUAAGCCGGGAGGCCGAGUGAUCCUGGCCACAGAGAAGGAUUACUGUAAGCUUUGUGAUGCCUCCUUUAGUUCUCCGGCGGUGGCCCAGGCGCACUAUCAGGGGAAGAAUCAUGCCAAGAGGCUCCGGCUGGCAGAAGCUCAGACUAACUCAUUCUCGGAUGCCUCGGAGGUGGGUCAGCGAAGAGCCCGGAAAGAAGGAAAUGAAUAUAAGAUGAUGUCUAAUAGGAGAAAUACAUAUACAGUACAGAACAAUUCAGGUCCGUACUUCAACCCCCGCUCUCGGCAAAGAAUUCCACGUGAUCUGGCCAUGUGUGUUACUCCCAGCGGCCAGUUUUACUGCUCGAUGUGUAAUGUUGGGGCUGGCGAAGAGAUGGAAUUCCGGCAGCAUUUAGAGAGCAAACAGCAUAAAAGCAAGGUGUCUGAACAGCGGUACCGGAAUGAGAUGGAGAACCUGGGAUACGUAUAGUGAUUGUCAUGCUCUGAUCAAGCAGCUUGACCUGCCUGUUGUUUACCUUCUGUCAACCUGCCUUGCUUUGUGGUCCUUUUGAUCUGAGUACAUCCCUCUGCUUCACGUGAAUUUGUGUAGCCUGCAGUGGUACCACAAGAUGUCAAAACUGGGGGGAGGAAAAGAAUGUGCUUCCUAGGUCAUCAUGCUUCUCCAGUACCGUUGAGUUGAGCUCUUGCUCAGCAUGUGACCUGACAGUCCCAUCGGAAAUACCUGUUUUCCGUGACCAAGUUCUGGUAGCUGACCAUGUCGAGCUAUAACAGUUUAGAAGUUUCAUCUUCCAAUAUGUUUUUAGAUUUAAGUUUUCAAGUAAAGACCUUUAUUGGGCUUUUACUCCGUGUGACAGUGGAUCUACGUAAGCAGAGCUUUGCGUGUCCCCAGGGUUCAGAGGAACCGUCUCGGCACGUCCUCAGUAGGAGAGCCUGCUGGAAGGUCAUUAGUCGUUCACUGGCUACUUCCCCCUUUACCUGUGUUCUCAGCUCUUGACAUGCAGGGCUUCUAGAACCCAAAUGCUUUUCAUGUGUAUUUUCUUCCCAAAAGCUCAGCUCCAUUUCCAGGUGUGGAUUUCACACAUUUAAAUGCAACCUUUUCCCCCUCUUCAUUGUUUUUUUACCUCUUCACUUGAUGAAAUCAGUCAGUCCAUUAAACUUAUUUCUCGCCACAGCCAUGCUGUGGGGUUUCCACCCCCCACUUUUGAAUCUCUCAUGAGUAUAAAAUGGAUAUGAUUUUUUUUAAAGCAUCUGUUUGCUGUCUGGUUUUUGGAAAUGCUCAGAUGCAUUUGCGUUUUUGACUGACAGUGAUUUCUCUGUUACUGGUGACAUGCGUACUCUGUCGGAUGGGUUUCACUGUAAGUUCACAUCUCCUCUUGAUACUUCAUUUUGGCAGAUUUUUAAGUUACGAUGAUCCUUACACUUAAAAGCUUUUCUUUUCUACCAUGUAGUGGCUAUUCUGAAAAUAUAACUACUACGAUGGGAUUUAAACAUUCCAAAAACUUAAUCAAAUUUCAGCAUCAUCCUUUCCAGAAUAAAGUAUAGGAGCUGGUUUUAGGAGUAGUUUUAUUCUUUAUAAUAAAAGAAAUCUUCAAAGGAUUUAGUGAAGAUACUGAAAAUAUAUUAUAGAGGACUUUGGCAUAUUUUUAUUUUUUCUUUAAAAGCAGGCUGUAGAAUGUGUCUAGAUUGACCAUUGGACUGGACUGUGUUCUGUCUAGUUAUUAUAUUGUAUUUCACCUGGCUGAGAUUGGUGCUUGUCCAUACUUCUCUUGGCAGACCAGAGUCAUCAGGAAAUUUAUUUUGAGCAUUAUCUUUCACUACAGUAAAUCCACAUUUGAUUGCUCGUAUUACUCAGUAAAAAUAAAAUAUCAGUUUUUUUCUGAUCAUGUUAUAGGUAAAUAAGUAGGGAGGACAAAAAUUAUAAUCAUAUCCUUUCUCAUACAUUGGAACAAUUUGGACCCAUAUUUAAAAAUGACUUUGGCUAUUAACCUCUGGUAGAGUAUCAGGUUGGGGUUUUCUGCUGAAGUGGUAGUGUAGUAAAAAGUCCAAUUCUUCCUGGAAAGAUGUUUUUCUCCCAGGUACUGAAUAACGAAACACAGUGCUAUGUAGAGUUGUUCUGAACCUGUGACUCCUAGUAAAAUAAGAGUCCUCGAGGGGGUAAAAACAAAAAUAAAACAAAAAGAACAGCUUUUUGCUUUGCUUUAUUUUCAAAGUAGCUACAAAGUACAGCUAAUUAGUUUAUGGCAGAUUAGGGGUUAUCUGAUUGCUCAGUAGGUUACUUGUGCUGUUAAGUAUAAUUUUGAGUAGUUUUAAUAGUAUAGUGCUGGCCACUUAUUUCUAUGAUUAUUUAAAAUGUUCAUUUUCUGUCUUUACACAUAUAGAUAGUUAGACAUAUAUAUGAUAUCCCAAGAGAAUUGUGUUGACUCCUUACUUUUUUCCAGAAACAGAAAAGAUUGUGGUUUUGAGUUUAUGUUCUACAAAAGUGGCAUUUGUCUCACUUUGUUUUCCCCUUGCAAAUAAAGUUAAUGGACAGGCUUCGCCACUCCUCCCUAUUUUCUGCAUGGAAUGGUCUUAUUAUAUGCAUACAAAAUCAGUUGGUCUGGAGGGCUUGAUUUUUUCCCCCAGGCCUCGUGUAUUCAGGUUUCCCAGUGCCCUUAAUGGAUGUUAUGAAUGCUUAAGUGCAUUUUCUUUUAAAGAAAGAAGUUAGAUUUAUAGUGUGAUUUCUUACUUGUUAGGGGAUUUUUUUGCACUAAAAAAGAGCGAUGUUUGUUUUAUAUGACACUUUAGAUGCCAUAUUGCCUACAAUAACUCAGUUUGCCCUCUCAUUUGGAAACUCUAAAAGGUACAUCAGUACCCUCCAUGAUCACCUGUGGAAGUUACAUGCACAUCUAAAACAAACAGACAAAAAUCACAGAUCUUUGUGACAGUUGUGUUUUGGGCUUGGUCCCUUGCACUAUCGUCUUAUGUUCCGUAGCUUAAACAGAAGAUGAAAGAAGUUGCCAGGCAGAAGAUGCCUAGAUGAAGCAUCUCUGCAUGGUACGCUAUCUCAUACUCAUGCAUUCCUGAUAGGUAGUGUAUUUUCUCCCCAUUAAGCAGGUGAUUAUGGCUACUGCAGUCAGUGAUCCGUGGUCUCCGUUGGUUUUUGUGACAUCCAGGCAGAUUUGUAACGUGCUUUAGGAUUUGCAACCCGUGCUCCCUGGGAAUGGUGUUAGUAUCUUUUCAUAUGCUUUAUACUUGGAUGGACAGAGGCCUGAACACUAGAAAACUUUUAGUCAGAAACAGCAAAUAUUUCAAAUAAUCAUUUAAAGACAAACUCAUAGCAUCCAAAUCUCUUUUCUCUGUCACUAUCUUUGUGUAAAUUGUCAUUCAAAAUCACUGUUGGAAGAUUGCAGAAACUCUUAUAAGGUAGUCAGGCCGAGAGGUUGUAAGGGAAAAAUUCUAUAUUCCAAUUAAAAAAUUGGAUUGCACAUGUCUUCAAAGUGUUUUUUGUUGUUGUUUUUAAGUUACAAAUCUGAAUGUUCCAUAUAAUCCUUUUGACUCAACACUGAAGAGAAAAUACUUUGCUGGUCUUGUCUUUGUAUGUCAUGUGCUGCAACUUGUAAAUAAGUGCAUGUUCUUUACCACGUUUGUCUGCUUGUCUCUUAUUGCACUGAAUUCUGUAAGGUGAAUAGUGUUUUAUAGGAUUCAUUUUGAAAAAGUUCCUCCCCUAACUCUUCCCCCAAAUUCUCCCUUGUUAGUUAGUAAAUUUAGAGUGAUUGAAACUCUGAAUGAAGAAUCAUGGCCAUCUGAUUUCAUUCCUAUGUUCCUUUAACUUAAAUAGCUAAAGGGAAGCAUAGCACCAUCUCCCCUAAGUUUUACUAAUUGUUCUACUGAACUCAUAUUGUAUACUUGCUUAGAGAUAACUUUACAGUAUUGAACAAGACUAGAAGGACAUAUAUAGGUAUAGUUAAAUCUUCCUCUGUUCUAAGGGCAGUGGUGGAAUUCAUGUCCACUUCACUCCUGAAUUGACUGAGACUAGAAGCAGUGAUAGUGUGAGGACUGCCUCGUGACCUAUGUCAGAUGAGUCUUGCUUAUGUUUGGGAAGACACAGAACUGUUUUGCAUAGUAUUCUCAGCAAAGAGGCCCCGGAAUUGUGGAUUUGGAACCUCAUCUAUUUUGUUUCCUCAAAGUUACAACCUGGGGACACACAUAGGAAGGACAAUAGCACUUCUUUGGAAGUAAAUUGAGGAAUGUUCUGUCAGUAUAGGCAAAUGUUUCAUGUGGAGGCUUUGGAACAAAAUAUCUUAAAUAUUUUUUUUAUCAGUCAAAUCAUUGUUCAGGAGUUUAAUAUAUAGUUAAAAAUAUUUUGUUGGGGGAACUCCACCAUUGUGAGCUCUUGCUAUCUGUCCAGCUGAAUGAACAAAUAGUUGUGUAAAUAGCUUCUCAUAAGACAUUUCUACUGAUUGCUCUUUGACUUAUUCUGCCCAUUACAAAUGGGGGUGGGGUGGGGGGGUAACCAUUUGCAAACCCCCUGUCUGGGUAGAUACCAAAAAAAGUACUGGCUUGUGGUCCCAUGUGACCUUGUCUCCGUUAAGCCCAGAACAUGAGUGCCUUUCGCAAGUGUUAGCAUUUCACAGAGAGUAGACAUGACAGAGUUUUGCCAUUCGUUAGUCACAGUUCAUAAAACAAGAGCUUGGAACAGCAAAGGUCUUUGUGAAUUAUGUGUUCUAACCUUGUUUAUUUAAAUACAGUCUCAAUUUUAUAUUGAGUAAAGCGGUUAUACUUAUUGAUCAGGAACCCAUACCCCCUGUAAAUGAACCCAGUUGUCUCAGGCUGCCAACAAUCAUAGAUUAUUUUUUACUUUGUUCUGUGUUGCACUUAUAUGUAGUGAGUGGUAAUAUGCUGGACUGGGGAGAGCUUGAUACCGUUGCUUGGAAAAACUCUAUGCCAUGGGUCUUUUAAAAGGAUGUAGGUUCUGCAGAGAGGCAAGAAUUAUGCAUUUGCAAAUAAAAUCUGUGAAGAGACUAUUUAAUGACAUAAAUUACAUUAGUUCAUUUCUACACUUAAUCCUUUUAGGAUCAAAUUUUUGUCUGCUUUCUUUUUUUGUUGUUGCUGAUAGCAGGUUUUCAAUUACAAAAGGCAUGCUGAAAUUAAAAGGAAAAUUAAUGUUGAGGUCAUGUAGAUACUGACUUUGGGAGACACAUUUGUCCCAAGUAGAGACUAGUGGUAGAAGAUUGGUGGGGCAAGCCCCCUUUUCCAGCUUCAUGCAGUUACACGGCUUCCCUGCCCGACAAUAGCAAUACUGCAGUUAGGGUAGCAGCUUUCUAAACACCUGAGUGGCUGAAAUGUUAGUGGGGGGUAUAUGUUCCACAGGUCAUGAAAAGGUUAAAGGCACCUUCAGAAAUAAGGUCUUUUAGAGAAAAAAAUUGGCCAAUUUCAAUUAAUUUACAAGGCUAAUUUGAGUACUUUGAACCUUUAAAACAUAAUGCUAAAUUAAUUUCACUAUGGGAAUGUUGACAUUCUCUUAUGAAAAAUUUCAACAUACCUCUGAGUUGGAAAAUGUUUACAAUUUACUCACCAUAUAAUUUCUACCACUUAUAUCUGCUAUACUUGGAUUUUCUAUCCAUCCUUAUAAUCACCCAUUAGUCCAUUGUUUUAAAACAACAAACAUCAACCCUUUCAUUGUGAAUUCUCCUUAAAUACUUCAGCAUGGUGUCAUUAAUGAGGUUUAAUAUUUGUGUAACUACUAAGAUCAUUUUGAAAACAGUAUGAUGAUGUCGAUCACCUGAGCCUAUUAGCAUAUUAAUCUUCUGUGGACUCAAGUCUUCCAGUUUCUGUUUUUGCUUCGAGGGAAAAACAAUACCUUUUCAAAGUGGCGUUAUGUAGUCUGCUUAAUUGUCAUACUUUUAAAAGUUUCAAGAUUAGAAUUUUUUCGUUACCUCCUCUUCUGAAGUUGUAGUUUCGAUGAACUAGGCAGAUUCUUUAAAAAAAACAACACAGUUGCAAAUUACUUAUUGGGAUUGAUUAAGAGUUUAUAGCUCAUUUUAAUUGAGUGCUGCUCUCUUAGCUGUUCCUUAGCUGUUCUACUGGGCAAGAGGGACCAGUAAAGAAAAUGGUCAACCCUCGAUGUGCUUAGCGUUUUUAAAAACACGUGGCAAAUGGAGUUUCGAAAGUCAGAACUAUUAAUUUAUAUAAAGUCUGUGAAUUCUUGAAAAUGUUUAUCACCUAUUCCUCCUUGGCCAUAAUUAGCAGGAUCACAAAUGAUUGUACUGUAUAAUGAGUUGUUGGAGUUGUGAGCCUUAGUGACCUUCUUUAGCUUUAGUAUGAUCCAGAGGUUAAAACAUAGCUGUGCUCUAACUUUUAUGUUCACUUUCUGUGGACCCAAUCUGCAGAACCUCAGUGGCUUGCUGCAGGUCCUGAUGAUUCAGCGGAUACGUGAGAAUUGAAAUUUAAACGCUCCUAACGCAUCGUCUUUGAUAUGUUUGAUAACUGAAAUCAUGGAACACUUCCUUUGGACCCAUAAGAGGACAACAUGUAUUUUUGCUAAUUAGAUUUUUGUUUUUAGAUAGAUCAUGGCUCUUUAAACUUAAAGAUUUUCUCAUAAUUAAAAUAUUCCCUAAUUGCACCUAACUCAAUUGCUAAAAAUGUCAUUGCACUGUGGAAUAGCCAUGCAUAAUGCAGGUUUGGUCAGGUUUCUGUUCACAUGUAAAUGACCUUCAUGAAUCACUUAUAACUUUCUAUGUAAGUGCUUAAGUGACCCCCUCACUAGUGAAAACAACUGUUCUCUUAUCACUGAUUACAUUAUGUACUCUUUACAUGAUAUAUUUUUUUAAGGAGAAGUAACCCCAUGGGUGACGAUGGAUGCCAGUAACCUAGGGCAAAGCACAUAGAAAGCAGUUUAUUUCUAGUCUGCAAACCUGACAUUUACAAGAGCAAAACUGUCUUUCAGCGUGGCUGGUCACUGUUUUGCUUUUCCUGAUAUGUGGGUACCUCUGUGUGAUUUUUCAAUCGGUGUGUCGUUCUGAAAGAAUGUCAUGUUGACCCCGCAUUAAUUGGUGUGCACCUGGUGAUAUCUUUGGCCAUAGCCAUUCCAUUUGGGGAUGGUGUCUGCUUUGAGAUGCCUUACUUCAGGAUGCCAGGCUCUUCUCUCAAGCUUUCCCUGUGUGUGCUAGAACAAUGCAUUCAUUGCCUCUCCUGGAUGUAUACUCUAGAUCCACAAACAAAACUGACUUUGCUUUCCCUGUUAAGGUUGCUUUUAGUGCAGUUGCUGCUUUAAAUUGGAGAAUACGAUUGUGGGAAACCCAGGGAGAUUUUAGAGCCCUCCUUUAAAAGCAUGCCAUAGUUAUUAAGCUGCCUUGGCUGUUUCUUCGGAACAGCUUCUCCGGUGAAGUAGAUGGCGAAAAUAAAUGACUAGGAUGCCAGCCUGGAUGAAAUUGGUGUUUUCCUAAAAUUUUUCCGACCUGUCUCCCAGGGGUAUAAGAUCUAUGUGUGCUACUGGGGCCAACUGCCAGUCACCACUGUGGAAAACUGCUUGGGUUCUGGGUCUGUAGAAAUGACAAAAAGUGUCGUGAGAUUCAAACCAAUCAACUGUGAAUUGUGAAAUCGAAACUGCUUCUUUGAGUUUUCUUUUUCUUUUAGCAUAUUGAAUAUAAAAAUUAGAAAGUUAUUUAAAAUUUACUGCUUAUGUUGAUGGCUCAUGUUGGCUGUGUAUCUUCACUUCUGUACUGAUUUCUGAUAAAGGCUUGAUGUUACUGUAAUAAGCAUUUUGUGUUCAAUUUAAUAAAACAGUUUCUGAGUCUA